This is a messenger RNA of Asparagus officinalis (garden asparagus), 572 nucleotides long. RefSeq lists its product as uncharacterized. The transcript has a single exon. The coding region runs from base 71 to 274 and encodes 67 amino acids. Lineage: Eukaryota; Viridiplantae; Streptophyta; Magnoliopsida; Asparagales; Asparagaceae. The record is from RefSeq and is a predicted model, not a curated record.
CCCUCCCUUAUAUAUACCCCAGCCCCCUCCUCUCUUUCCUCCCGGAAUCAGAAAGCCGAGGCCUCGAUCGAUGUGUUUUGUGUUCGUCUGCGACGAGGAGGAGAGGGUUCUGGGGACCCACCAGGCUCCGGGCACCUGCCCGUACUGCGGCGGAGUAGUUAUGGCCACCGACGUCGAGAGCGCGUGGAGGCUCUGCUUUCUCCCGCUCCGUUUCAAGACGAAGAGGAAGUAUUACUGCUCUACUUGUUCGAGGCGUUUAGUUACUUAUCCCUAAAUUUGGAUUGGUGUGGAUUAAUCAAUUGGUUGAUUUUGGUGUGGGUGUAUUUUGAUUUUUGGUGGGUCUCGAUCGUUGUAAAGGAAGGAAGGAGGAAAAAAAAAAAUUGAAUUCGGGGUCAGGUGCGUAGAGAUAAUUCCGGGGUUAGUUUUGGUGAUUUUUGAGUUUCUUGGUUUUGGGGUGUUUUGGUGGGAGCUCGUAAUUUGAGGAGUUGGAUAAAUUAUGUAUCGAACUUUUAGUGGUCUCUUGAUCUUGUAUAUAUCUGAGUUUAUUAGAGUUUAAUUUCUUUUUUUUCUUC